AUGAUAGUUGACUCAAACGACUUGUCUGGUGAUCAAAAGUAAGAGUAUCCACGUUCUCGUGUACAGUUCUCCAUGAUUACAGAAAAAAUUUCGUGAGUCACCUCUCACAAGUGAAAGCUGUCUUAUCUCAAAAGAAUCAUGUGAUCAAUAUAAAACAUGUUUUUUUGAUAACUCUUUCUAUAUCCCGACUUGUUAUAAUUUUUUAAAACAAAUAUCUCUAGAUUCAUAUUUAUACAAUGCAUUUACUUUAUUUUCUUAAACGAAAUAUAUUGAUUAAUUUUUUAUUCAUGAUUUCUUAGAUCAAAAUGACAAAAAUCAAUUCUUCCUCAUUCAAUUAGAUAAAUGUUAGAUUAAUUGCACAGUUAAAUUAAUAUUAUUAGAAAAAUGUUACAAAUCGCAUGUUUACUGCUACUAAUAGAUUAUUAAGAAUAGUACUACUUCUUUUAUAUAAUAGUAAGAGAUCUAAUAAUGAAAUAAUAAAAAUGUAAAAUGAAACAAUAAGUAACGUACAAUUCUUAAAUUAACUAAACAUCUAAUCAUCCUAUUUGAAUAAUUGCGCCAAAUAGUUAAAUUGUGUAACAAAAAUACAUAUUUUACAUUGUCAGUUCAGUAGUAUUAUUAGUAGAAUAUUUACUUAUUUGUGGAAAAUUUAAAAAUACAUAAAUACAUACAAAAUAUUAUAAAUGAUCACAAAAGAUAUGUGAAACCACAGUACUUUUCAUAAUAUCUGGCAAGUAUUUAAUAGUCAAUUAUUGCAAAAUUUUUAUACAAAGUCUUUUGUAAGUAUGAUACGUGCAAAGAUUUCUUAGAAUUUUUCCUAAAAAUAUUGUGUCUAUAAGGAAACAUAUUUCCUUCAUUUCCUAGUAAGGAAAAUUUCCAUCGAAAACUAAAUAAUAAUUCCAUGUAUCAUAUGUAUAUAUACAUAUGUAGCAUUAUUAUUGUUCUUAUUGCUAAUUUUAUAAUUUGUGCUUCUAUACUUUAAAGUCUAUGUUUCUUUCACAGUUACUUAUUUGAACAAUAAAAUUUUUAUCUAUGUUCUUUCUUCUUAUUUAUUUAAACACUUUAUAAAACAACUAAACGCAGCGUUUCACAAAUUAUUCAAUUUAAACAUUUAAUAAAAUAACCAAACGCACUAUGUUUCUGUUAGAGUUCUUUCUAUCCAUACAUCCCGUACAUUAUAUCCCGAACUCUGAUUUUGAAUUAUUUAAAAAAAGGAAUGCCUCGUCAAUUUCAAUGAUCUUGAAUAUGUUAUCAAGAUCAUGAUCCUGAGUCAACUUCUCCUUAAACAUGAUACUCGAUCUCGGUUUCCGAGGUUUCCACUUCCGGUUGGCUGAAAUUUUGAAGAUAUUAUACUUCAUUUUAUGUAGAAACAAUGUAUACAAGGACUUUUGGUGAAAGAUACAAAUGCAAUUAAUAAAGUAUUGAAAAUACUUUUAUGUAUAUUUGCAUCCCGUAUUUCAACAAAUUAAAAAAAUAAAUAGUCUAACUGAAAUAUUCAUUUCAUUUUAAAAAAUUAUCAACUCUUUAAAAAUAUAUGAAAAAAAGAAAAAAUAUCAAAAGGAACGAUAUUAGUUGGAUAUUUUUAUUGGGUAAAAGAAUAAUCGAUAUUAAUCAAACAAAUCUAUCAUUUGAAAAUAUUUCACAAAAAUAAAUGAUUCUUAAUGAAUAAGUUAUCUGUGGAAAUAUUGUUAUAUAUACUGAAGUAUAGACUAUAAUAGACUCUCGAAUAUCCUAUUACAUAUCCAAAAAUCAUUGAAAUUAAUGAAAUUUGCCCAUUAAAAAAUACUAUACCAAAAGCAACUGAGUUAUUUAUAAAUAUUUUUAUAAAUAACUCAGAAAUUAAGAUCGAUUUGUGUGUGUGUGUGUGUGUGUGUGUGUGUGAGAGUAUAAAUCUGCUCAUUAUCCACGUAAAAAAAUAUCAUUUUGUUAUAUAAUUUAUGAUAAUAUACAAUUAUUAUAUAUUGUUAUAAUUAUUAUAUAUAUAAUUAUUAUAUAUAUAUUUUUAUAUCGUGUAUCUUAUAAUUUAUAAAAAAUUUAAAUACUUAUACAAAAUAAUAUAUAAAAAAAACUAUAAAAAUAAACAUUAAUACAUUUUGCAAUAAAACAAAAUUAUUUGAAAGUGUAAAAUUUAGAAAUAUAGAAAAACAUAAAAUUUCCAACAUAUAAUAUUCUUUAUAUUUAACAGGUGAACUAAUUUUCUACUUAGAUUUCAUCUUUUUAAUUAUUUUUGCAUAAAUAUCCACAAUCUAUUUAUUGCAAAUGAAACAAAUAUUUGUACAAAUAAAAUUAACAAAUAACAUAUUUGUUAAUAUAUAUCUUGUAAUAGUUUGUACAUUUCAAGGUACUACAUUUCAAGGUAUUUCAUAGGUAUUACAUUUCAAGAUUAAAAAUAUUGUUAUAAAUCGAUGAUAGAAGUAUACCUAAAAAAGAGAUAGAAUCCUGAACAAAUAGCAUCAUUAUUUUUAACACGAAACUACUAAACAUCAUUAUUUUUAAUAUAAAAUCAGAUUAUUAGCUUUCAAAAGUUAUUUUUUGAAAAAAGCUAAUAUUUAAAACUUUCUGUACAUUUUGAUCUUUCCUGAGUCUCCUAGGGUUUAAACGAAUCAAUUUUUAUUUUUGAUCUUAGAAUUCAACUCUCGAGAUUAAAUUUCGAAAUAUUGAUAUUUAAUAUUAUUAUAAUCUUGAAAUAUUUAAAUUUAGAAACUUAAUUACUUUAAUUUGUUCAAAAGAGCAAUUAAUAGAAAAAGAUAAUCGAGAUAAAAUAUUUGAUAUGAUAUAUUUUUGUUAUAGAUUCUUUGGACUGCUCUCUCUGUUGCUCUGGGCGUUGAAUUGCGAGGAGAUUUGGUACGUGGUGUACCAUGCAUUAAAAAAUAUCAUCAGCUGUUUUGUCCAACUGCAGGAAAUACAUAUCCAAUAGAACGGAUAGAACGUUUUAUUGAUGAAAAUAAGGCAUUGAUGAAGAGAAUGUACGGUGACUUUGAAAUGAGUUCAGGAUACGGCUCCCCAACAAAAGAACCUGGCCAUCGAACACGUAGAAGAAGAAAAAGCAGGGAAGCUACAGAACACAAUAUCCCUGACGGUGGUCCUAGUUUUCGCGACGAACUGCAUCCAAAAAUCGAAGCUGAUGGUGACUCAUUUUUCGCUAAUAUCAGAAGGAUCAGAAAUCCUCGACAAUCUCCUGGAAAAAAUCGAAAUGAUAGUGGCAGAGUCGAUGCAUGUGAGUCUAAAGUGGAAAUUGUAACUCCUUACUGGGCCAGCAACAGUGCUGGCAAAAUUCGUGCCAUUGUGAACACACAACAUUUUGAGCAGGCCAUUCACCAGGAAGUUUGCUCAAAAACUCAGACAAACCGUUGUACUGGCGAUUGCGGUUGCGAACAAAAGUAUAAAUGGCACAGAUUACUUGCGUACGAUCCUGAUAACGAUUGCAAAGGUAUUUUUAUGGACUGGUUCCUUUUCCCGUCUUGCUGCGUCUGCAGAUGCGACCCGACUACCAAUAAAUUUUCCUCUUCGAACAAUCGAAAUUAA
This is a messenger RNA of Heterotrigona itama, 3525 nucleotides long. Lineage: Eukaryota; Metazoa; Arthropoda; Insecta; Hymenoptera; Apidae. The record is from the annotation of a GenBank genome assembly.